AUGGGCUUCGCUACCAAUAACUUUAUCAUCUUGUUGGGCCCCAUCAUCGCUCAUGUCAGCAUCGGCUACGCCCGUACAAUCACCCCCACCUACGUGGCCAAGCUCUCCCCCGCCUCUUACCGUGGGUGCUUCACCUCCUUCCCCGAGGUGUUCAUUAAUGCCGGCAUCACUCUAGGCUACGCCUGCAAUUAUAUCUUCUCUCAUAACAAUUUCAACGGAGUGCAGAGCGAGACGUUAACUACCAUAAAGAAGGACCAGGAGCUAGCCGACAAGCAUGUUGACCGACUGACUCUGAACCUCCACAUAUUUACACUUCUUGGGUCGGUGUUUGCAGGGUGGACCGCCUAUAGGAUCAGUCGCCAGUUAACCAUUUUCUUGGUGGGAUUCAUCUUCUUCAUUGGGCCCUUAUUCAUGGGCUUUGCUUCCAAUAACUUCAUCAUCUUGUUAGGCCGCAUCAUCGCUCACGUCGAAGUCGGCUACGCCCUUACAAUGACCCCCAUCUACGUGGCUGAGGUCUCCCUCGCCUCUUACAGUGGAUGCUUCACCUCUUUCCCCGAGGUGUUCAUUAAUGUAGGCAUCGCUCUCGGCUAUGCCUGCAAUUAUAUGUUCUCCAUGAUCAAUUUCAACGGUUGGUGUCUCAUGCUAUGCGAGGGAGCAAUCUCCUUGGUCCUGCUCGCCAUAUCAUGGUACUCGCCAUGCCGGAAUCCCCCCGAUGGCUCAUCAUGCGAGGAAAGCUGCUCAAAGCGAAGCGCAUCCUCGCCAAGAUCUCCGCCUCCAAGGAGGAAACUAAACUCCAAUUUUAAAAAUAUCAAGGCGGCUGCUGGCAUCCCUCCAGAGUGGAAUGAUGACGUUGUCAUUGUGCCAAGCAUCGGGGAGGGCGUGUGGCAGGAUAUCCUCCGCCACCCAAGCCCAUCUCUCCGCUACACGCUCCUCUGCGCCAUUUUGAUCCAAUUAUUCCAAAAGGCCUUUGGAAUUGACAUUAUCCUCCUUUACAUUGCUCGUUUCUUAGAGAAGGCUGGCUUCAUGUCCUCUGACAAGAAGAUCUUAUUGACCAUCCUAGUCGAAGUUGCAAAGACAAUAUGCAUCCUCGUGGCCACUUUGCUUCUUGACAAGCUCAGGCGACGGCUGUUGCUGUUGAGCAGCAUAGGUGGGAUGUUUGUGUCUCUUGUCAUCCUCAGAACAUGUCUUGUGAAGAUCGACUAA
Molecule: messenger RNA, 1203 nt
Organism: Syzygium oleosum
Lineage: Eukaryota; Viridiplantae; Streptophyta; Magnoliopsida; Myrtales; Myrtaceae
Product: putative polyol transporter 2
Exons: 4
Coding region: 1-1203 (400 amino acids)
Biological process (GO): transmembrane transport
Cellular component (GO): membrane
Molecular function (GO): carbohydrate transmembrane transporter activity
Source: RefSeq, a predicted model, not a curated record